Messenger RNA from Pipra filicauda (Wire-tailed manakin), 3310 nucleotides. RefSeq names its product zinc finger and BTB domain containing 20 (gene ZBTB20). Gene Ontology annotation, molecular function: DNA-binding transcription factor activity, RNA polymerase II-specific; RNA polymerase II cis-regulatory region sequence-specific DNA binding; protein binding. Gene Ontology annotation, biological process: regulation of transcription by RNA polymerase II. The coding region runs from base 209 to 2215 and encodes 668 amino acids. NCBI's taxonomy places the organism in Eukaryota, Metazoa, Chordata, Aves, Passeriformes, Pipridae. The transcript is spliced from 3 exons. The record is from RefSeq and is a predicted model, not a curated record.
GAAGAAACCCAAGACAGCUGAAAACCAGAAGGCGUCUGAGGAGAAUGAGAUUACUCAGACGGGUGCAUGCAGCGCCAAGCCGGGCCUUCCCUGCCUGAACCUUGAAGCUGUUCCGUCUCUGAGCCCGGCCCUCAUCCACUUUCCACAUUCACCAACAAACCUGCACGCACACACAGGGUCAUCUGAUUGUAACAUCAGUUGCAAGGGGAUGACAGAGCGCAUUCAUAGCAUCAACCUUCACAACUUCAGCAAUUCUGUGCUCGAGACCCUCAACGAGCAGCGCAACCGUGGCCACUUCUGUGACGUGACGGUCCGCAUCCACGGGAGCAUGCUGCGCGCCCACCGUUGUGUGCUGGCGGCUGGCAGCCCCUUUUUCCAGGACAAAUUGCUGCUGGGCUACAGUGACAUCGAGAUCCCCUCAGUGGUGUCAGUCCAGUCUGUGCAAAAGCUCAUUGACUUCAUGUACAGCGGGGUGCUGCGGGUCUCACAGUCAGAGGCCCUCCAAAUCCUCACAGCUGCCAGCAUCCUGCAGAUCAAGACUGUGAUCGAUGAGUGCACAAGGAUUGUCUCGCAAAAUGUGGGAGAGGUCUACCCAGUGAUUCAGGAUUCUGGCCAGGAGACACCCAGAGGAACACCCGAAUCAGGCACCUCGGGGCAGAGCACCGACACAGAGUCUGGCUACCUGCAGAGCCAUUCACAGCACAGUGUGGACAGGAUCUAUUCGGCCCUCUAUGCCUGUUCCAUGCAAAAUGGCAGUGGGGAGCGCUCCUUUUACAGCGGAGCUGUGGUCAGCCACCAUGAAACAGCCCUGGGGCUCCCCAGGGACCAUCACAUAGAAGAUCCCAGCUGGAUUACCCGGAUCCAUGAACGGUCGCAACAGAUGGAGCGGUACCUCUCCACCACUCCAGAGACCACACACUGCCGCAAGCAACCGCGCCCUGUCCGAAUUCAAACCCUGAUGGGCAACAUCCAUAUUAAGCAGGAGAUGGAGGAUGACUAUGACUACUAUGGCCAACAGAGGGUGCAGAUCCUUGAGCGCAAUGAGUCUGAGGAAUGCACUGAGGACACUGACCAAGCAGAAGGCACUGAGAGUGAGCCCAAAGGGGAGAGUUUUGACUCAGGCGUCAGUUCCUCCAUUGGCACUGAGCCUGAUUCCAUGGAGCAGCAGUUUAUGGCUGCUCUGGGCCGGGAUGGGCAGCAAGAACCUUCUCAAGCAGAUCAAAAUGACGUCCCUGCUGAUGGCACUCAGCCGCAGCAGCAGCAGCAACAUGUAGAUGCCAACUCUUCCUCACCAGAGAGAAGCAAUGACGUUGAAAUGGACAGCAAAGUGCUCACAGUCAAUAACAGCACCGAAAAGGGGGCUUUGCAGCCUUCUGUCAACACAACUGUUGCCCAACCAUUGCCAACCACACAGAUCUACUUACGCCAGACAGAAACCCUCACCAGCAAUCUGAGGAUGCCACUGACUCUGACCAGCAACACUCAGGUCAUUGGUACAGCUGGCAACACCUACCUGCCUGCCCUUUUCACCACGCAGUCUGCUGGCAGUGGCCCUAAACCUUUUCUCUUCAGCCUGCCCCAGCCUUUAGCUGGCCAACAGACACAGUUUGUGACAGUGUCCCAGCCUGGCCUGUCAACCUUUACUGCCCAGCUGCCAGCCCCACAGCCCUUGGCCCCGUCUGCGGGCCACAGCACAGCGGGUGGGCAAGGCGAAAAAAAGCCUUACGAGUGCACUCUCUGUAACAAGACUUUCACCGCCAAACAGAACUAUGUCAAGCACAUGUUUGUACACACAGGUGAGAAACCACACCAAUGCAGCAUCUGUUGGCGCUCCUUCUCUUUAAAGGAUUACCUAAUCAAACACAUGGUGACGCACACCGGCGUGAGGGCGUACCAGUGUAGUAUCUGCAACAAGCGCUUCACCCAGAAGAGCUCCCUUAAUGUGCACAUGCGUCUCCACCGUGGGGAGAAGUCCUACGAGUGCUACAUCUGCAAGAAGAAGUUCUCCCACAAGACCCUGCUGGAGAGGCAUGUGGCUCUGCACAGUGCCACCAACGGCACGCCUGGAGCCACCGGCACCGGCACGAGGGCUGUCCCCGCCGGGGUGGUGGCCUGCACGGAGGGGACCACGUACGUCUGCUCUGUCUGUCCAGCUAAGUUUGACCAAAUCGAGCAUUUCAACGACCACAUGAGGAUGCAUGUGUCAGACGGAUAAGUAGAAUCUCUCUCUCUCUCUUUGUUAUGAACAACAAAAAUAGAAACAACAAAAAAAAAAAGAAAGCUAUGGCACUAGAAUUUAAGAAAUUAUUUUUGUUUCAUUUUUACCUUUAUUUUCCUCCUUUUUUUGGGUUCAUUUUGUUUUGUUGUUUUUGUACUACAUGAAGAACUGUUUUUUGCCUGCUGGUACAUUACAUUUCCGGAGGCUGGGUGAAUAAUAAUUUUCCCAGCCUCCCUCGGAUGGUGGCCUUAAGGCCAGGUAGUGCUUCAUGAGCUCCACUGGUUGGAUCUCUAGCUACUGGCCUCUAAAUACAACCCUUCUUUACUACAAAAAGCAAAAAACAAAAAAAAAAAAACCACAAAAAAAAAUUUAAAAAAAACAGACAGAAAAAUAAUAAAAAAAAAAAUCUUUUUUUCUCACUUGUGAAGAGCACUACAAAAAAAACAAACAAAACAAAAUAUACUACAAAUCUACAAGGCCUACUGUCAUUAUAAGUACACCGCUUGCAGUGUUUCAAUGGACAUGAUUCACAUUGCUGACCGCUUUUGGACUUCACAGUAUCCAGUUAGAACUGUGGAAUAUUUUGCUUCUGGUUGAGCAGCAACCAGAGGAAACAAGGCCCUGCUGGUUUCCACCACGAGUCUGCUUUUUCACACACACGCAUCCACAAACACACAAAAGGGCUGAGGGGAAUGCGAGGCAGUGUGGCUUGGAUAGUGUGGAGUCCCUGCAGGGUGAGGAAAAAGAAUCAGAGGUUCCUCACCUGGAUUCUGCUCCAUCCCACGCUCCCUGGUGCACCCUCCCCGCUGCUUUUCUCGUACCACCACCACCACCUUAUAGCAGAAACCAAGAAGAUUCAGACAAAGAGCAACGGUGGCUUUUUGUAAUUUAUUCAGUGUCUUCGCUGAGCACAGGGCCUCAGCACAAUCAAGAGGGACUUUCACAGAAGGCAAAGAGAAACACAGAGGAAAAUCAAAGAUAUCAGAGGUUGCAACCUAUGGAUCUAGGUACAAGAGAAGGGUUAGUUCCCACAAUCUUUGCAAAAAAAAAAAAAAAGUUGCAUCAGGAUUUAUUCUUGUGGAAGAAAGAGGA